Hevea brasiliensis (rubber tree) is the source of this 731-nucleotide messenger RNA. Its product is annotated as UDP-glycosyltransferase 76C3-like. The transcript has 2 exons. NCBI's taxonomy places the organism in Eukaryota, Viridiplantae, Streptophyta, Magnoliopsida, Malpighiales, Euphorbiaceae. The coding region runs from base 75 to 731 and encodes 218 amino acids. The record is from RefSeq and is a predicted model, not a curated record.
AAGGAUAGACACUGUCCUCUUCAAUGAUAUUUUCCUUUGCAACAAAUUAAGGCUGGAAUCAAACCCAGGCUGCAAUGGAAAAACUAGGAGAACCAAAAGCUAAUCGCUUGGUGUUUGUGGUGUUCCCAUUUCAGGGCCACAUAAAUCCAAUGCUACAACUAGCCACAAUCCUGCACUCAAAAGGCUUCUCAAUCACCAUUGUGCAUCCCCAAUUCAACUAUCCUAAUUCUUCAAAUCAUCGUCAAUUCACCUUCAAACCCAUAAUCGAUAACUCACCCGAAAGCAAACUCCUGCCUGGAGAUUUCUUCGGUAUCAUUAAUGCUCUUAACAAGAAUUGCCAAGUGCCCUUUGAGCUAUGCAUGAAGAAAAUGCUAGAGAAAGAGGAUUCAGAUGAUCGGAUUUCAUGCAUUGUUUAUGAUGGGCUUAUGCAUUUUGCUCAAACUGUUGCUAAUAAUCUGAAGCUGCGGGGGAUUAGCGUUCGGACUACUGCUGCUGCUGCCAUAUUCACUAAUACCGUGUUUCCUCAUCCACAUCAACAGGGCAAUAUUUCUCUUCUAGGAGGGCUCCAGCAAGUGGGAGACAUAGAAGGACCCGACCUCAAAACUUCUGCAUCCUUUCUUGUUAUAACUAGGCCUGUGAGAGCUGAAGAUAUUCUACGGGCUGCAGCAAGAGGGUGGGGCACACAUCCCUCAAAAAUAGCCUUGUUACGUUCCUUCCAUAUUUGCCAGUAA